This is a messenger RNA of Suillus bovinus, 798 nucleotides long. RefSeq lists its product as uncharacterized. Bases 1 to 798 code for a protein of 265 amino acids. Lineage: Eukaryota; Fungi; Basidiomycota; Agaricomycetes; Boletales; Suillaceae. Gene Ontology annotation, molecular function: zinc ion binding. The transcript has 4 exons. The record is from RefSeq and is a predicted model, not a curated record.
AUGGCAGAACAAGACCAAGACCAAGAGAAACAAUGUCGUAUCUGCUUCGAGGGCGAAGACGACUCAUCAGGAAGACUUAUUCGACCUUGUCUGUGCAAGGGUUCCAUUAGCCAUGUUCAUAUAGCCUGCCUGAAAAAGUGGAGGAGCUCGUCUUUCAGCAAUAACUCUUUCUAUCGCUGUCCACAGUGUCAUUACCGCUAUCACUUUGCUCGCACCAAAGCAAUUGGGUUGGCGACCAACCCGAUCGUAGUUGGCAUGAUAUCUUCCUUUUUGUUCACCAUACUCGUCAUGUGUUCGUCCUAUGUUACAACCUAUUUCAUGGACUCUUUCGAGGAUCAUUCGUUCUACGGAUCGUCUUACUACUUCUUCAUCUCGCCGAUUGACGUUGGCCACGAUCUCAUCCGCGCAGCAUUACGAAUACUUCGAGAUCAAGACGCGUUACCUCUAGAGGACAGCGCUGCAAGACUAACGAGAACUAAUCCUGCCCCGUUCCCAUCCUCACCAUCAUUCUUGAAGCGGUUUGUGCGCAGGUUCAUUAUCGGCCUCCCUAUGAUAGGUGCCGGGUCCGUAGUUCAUAUGCUCUUGUCCGUGCCUCUCCUUGGGCCGGUCCAUUGGAUAGCUCGUUUCAGAGGGAAUAGAAGCCGGAGGGGUAGUUCAACAGACAUAGCUGCGAUGAUCAUAUUGGGUUUACUAGUUGUUGGCAUUGCGAGGGCGUUAUACAAGGCUUAUAAGUUGACGCGAAAGAUCAGCGAACGUUUACUUCUGUACGCGGAAGAUGUCAUCCUGGAAGUCAGUUGA